Monopterus albus (swamp eel) is the source of this 2470-nucleotide messenger RNA. RefSeq names its product mitochondrial fission regulator 1-like (gene mtfr1l). The record is from RefSeq and is a predicted model, not a curated record. The coding region runs from base 267 to 1199 and encodes 310 amino acids. Gene Ontology annotation, cellular component: mitochondrion. Lineage: Eukaryota; Metazoa; Chordata; Actinopteri; Synbranchiformes; Synbranchidae. The transcript has 7 exons. Gene Ontology annotation, biological process: aerobic respiration; mitochondrial fission.
AUCAGAUUACGUGAAAAGGAGGCACAGGUUUCCGGCCUAAUGAACGACAACUUGGGUCUAAAAGACGAAGAGGAAAAGCUGCUAUUGUCAUAGAGGUGUAGCUGUCUAACGUACAUUCUUAAUCUGCGAUGAUCUAACUAGUAACUAAUUUAUAUCCUGAAAGUUGGCAGUCAGGUGGACGUGGCAUCUGUUUACUGAACUGCUCUGACUUUAUCCACUGCUAGCACCAAACACUUCCCAGCGAAUGACACUGAUCCACCAUCACCAUGGAAACAGAAACAGAAGUUAUUCCCAUUUGGCAGAACAAGCCUCAUGGAUCCACCCGUAGCGUUGUAAGAAGAAUAGGGUCCACCCUUCCACUAAGACCUCCACAGCGGGCAUGUUUCCAGGAACUACCAGGCCUGCCGCCUCUUCGGCCUAUGGAUGGCCCUGCGGUUCCUACUUUGGCAGACAUAGCCUGGAUUGUUGCAGAUGAAGAAGAGACAUAUGCCAGAGUUCGGAGUGACGCACGUCCACUGAAACACGAAUGGCGGCCCACGCCUCUCCUGGUGCUCCACAGGAACUCAUCUGUGCCCAACUUCUGCCGUGAGGGCAAGAGGGUGGAGGGGCUAAGGAAACCUGGGGCCACAGCGCUAAAUCGUACUACAGCCCUUCAGGAUGAGCUCAGCAAACUCCGUGCACAGAUCGCUAAGAUUGUGGCAAGUGAUUCUGGUUCCAACCCCCUGACCCCUGAUCUGCUCUCCCCUGAUGACACAAGCAUGAGCUUCUCCAUGGCGCCUUUUGAAAUGGCAUCCUACCAGCCGGCCGCCACAGCUGCUGCAUCAUUUGUCAUCAGUGAUGUCACAGAGGAGGAAGAGGAAGAGGAAGAUGAGAAAGAUGAAAUCUCUAUGGUGUCAGAGCUGGUUCCUGAUCCUCUGCCAGCUGUUUCCAUGACAGCAUCUGCAACCUUUGACUUGGACAGACCCAGCAUGGACUUUCGUGAGGCAGAGGAGGACACAGUGUCACUGUCAAAGUCCACAAGCUUUGCUGACGUUAUGGACAUCCUGAAGGACAUGAACCGCAUGAAAAUGAGCAAAGACAGGUGCCACAGAGGCUGUACAUCCCUGAGAGAGGAGGAUUCAGCAACUCUGAUCUCAGAAGCUUUGAGGAAAAAGUUCAUUUUGAAGGAUGAGGAUACUGCCGCUGUGAAACGGAAGUAGCCUGAUACAUGUUUAUCAUCACUACCUAAUCCAGCUGCUCCAUAUAAGUCAGGACAGGAUAGCAGAGUGUUUUGUUUUGAUGGAAUAUUGCUUCUGGUCACAUGUGGAUUCUUAGCUGCUGUUGUUUUUUUCUCUCCAUCAUUUUUUAGGCCUUUGCCUGUGGAAUUUGUAUCCAUAGGUCUACAACCUUGCUCCUCAGGCCUAAGGCACUAGCUGUCUGUCAGGGUUAGAACAAAAAACACUUUGUCCCAGAUAUCCGAAACCAAAUGUGAGCUUCACAGUGCUGGUGCAGUGUGAAAGGGGGCAGUCAGCUCUCAAAAACACUGCUCCAUUUCAGCACUGCAUAGUGCAUGCCGACUGUUUCUCUCUGGGGGAAAAAAGUGCUGUACAGUAACUUUGAUCAUGUUAUAGCACGGUGCUGGAGGGGCUGACAUCCUAAUCAUUAUUACAGAGUUUUGGACUUAAAUUGCAGAAUGCCUUUUUAAUGAACAUUUAAUCCAUCCUGCUUUGGAAAAACGUUCUACCUGACUUUUUUUUUUUUCUUUUGAAUUUAUCACAAAGAUGCAAAUAAACAUUGUUUUCAGUUACAUAAGAAGCCCUCUAACAUACUUGAAAAUAUUUUAUGUACAAAUGAAACGGAUCUAGCAUACAUGCAGAAAUGUACUGUAGCUUAACAUCAGUGUGUAUGAGAACCAUAAGAACUCAGAUAGUUUGCAAAUGUGCGCAGCGUCAUAUAUUAUUUGUUGGUUGUUCCACUGCACCUCUCUUUCCCCUCCUCUUGUUUGUCAUUAACAUAUAGAUUGAUAGUCACUGAACACCAGGAGACUGAUUGUGAAACUCAAACAAAAAGCAAGAAUACAUUGAUGAUAUAGUUUGAAGAGUGAACUGGGAGGUGUACGAGUCAAAGUAUGUGCGAGUGAAAACUGCACCCACCAUCGUUUGCAGCCGUUUGUAUUUGUAACUUUUGGAUUCAAAUGUCCCUGUGUGUGCAAUGUGCUAAUCACCUUUAAGAUGUUUCCUACUGAUGUGAAAUCAUAAGGUGAUUUCAUUUUGGGCAGAGACACCUGAGCUAUGUGGAAGAGUGGUUUUCAUCAUCCUGUGGGCAGAGUUUUGACAAAACCGUUGGUACAAUGUAAUAUUCUUGACGCCUUACCACAGAUUUUGUUCCUUUAGUUCAAAGUGUCAUGUUUUGUUUUUUGUUUUUUUAUCUGCUCACCUUUCAUUGCCUGACCUUUGUUUUCCUAAAUGUGCACUUCACACUCAACUUUGUU